GACCUGCUCGCUGCCGUUGGUCCACGCCGUCCGCGCCCCGCCGCUCCCAGUCCGCGCCGCCCGAGCCGGCGCCUCUCCGCCGCGGACUACAACUCCCACAAUGCCCCGCCACCGCCCCCCGGCUUCCGGUGCUGCGCAGUUUCCGGAGCGGAUCGCAACCCGGAGUCCGGAUCCGAGCCCGCUCUGCACAUUCCACAGGCAGGUGUCAGAAAUGGCUGAAGACGGGAGUGAGGAGAUCAUGUUCAUCUGGUGUGAGGAUUGCAGCCAGUACCACGACUCCGAAUGUCCUGAGCUGGGCCCCGUGGUCAUGGUCAAAGACUCCUUUGUGUUAAGCAGGGCACGAUCAUCUCUCCCUUCCAACCUGGAGAUCAGGCGACUGGAAGACGGAGCCGAAGGAGUGUUUGCCGUGACCCAGCUCGUCAAGAGAACACAGUUUGGUCCGUUUGAGUCGAGGAGAGUGGCCAAAUGGGAGAAGGAAUCUGCGUUCCCGCUGAAGGUGUUCCAGAAGGACGGGCACCCCGUGUGCUUCGACACCUCCAACGAGGACGACUGCAACUGGAUGAUGCUGGUGCGGCCGGCAGUGGGGCCCGAGCACCAGAACCUGACGGCCUACCAGCACGGCAACGACGUGUACUUCACCACCUCGAGGGACAUCCCCCCGGGCGCCGAGCUGCGCGUGUGGUACGCCGCCUUCUACGCCAAGAAGAUGGACAAGCCCAUGCUGAAGCAGGCCUGCUCUGGAGCCCACGCUGCGGGCACGCCAGAAAGCAGCGCCGCGGUGGAGUCCGAGCCCAGCCCGUGGGUGUGUAAAGUGUGUUCCGCCACCUUCCUGGAGCUGCAGCUUCUGAACGAGCAUCUGUUGGGUCACUUGGAACAAGCCAAAAGCCUUCCCCCAGCCAGCCAGCAUGAAGCAGCUCCUGAGAAGGAACCAGAUGUGCCUCGGGGGGAGCCUCCUGCAGUUCCCAAGAGUGUCAGUGCCACCAAAGAGCAGAAGAAAAAGCCUCGAAGGGGGAGAAAACCCAAAGCAUCAAAACCUGAGCAGCCACUAGACAUCAUAGAAGGCAAGGAGCCAGCAGAGCCAGUGGCAGAGAUCAUUACCGAGGUCCCGCCGGACGAGCCCGUGGCCGCAGCGCCGGACGAGCGCAUCAUGGAGCUGGUUCUGGGGAAGCUGGCCACCAGCACUGGUGACGCCAGCUCAGUACCAAAGUUCCCGCAUCAUCAGAGCACCACCAUCGCCCUCAAGAGGAGCCUAAUUCUGUCGAGCCGGCACGGCGUCCGGAGGAAGCUUGUCAGACAGCUGGGGGAGCACAGACGGGUCUAUCAGUGCGGUAUCUGCAGCAAGAUCUUCCAGAACAGCAGCAACCUGAGCAGGCAUGUGCGCUCGCACGGCGACAAGCUAUUUAAAUGUGAGGAAUGUGCCAAGUUGUUCAGCCGCAAGGAGAGUCUGAAGCAGCAUGUCUCCUACAAGCACAGCAGGAACGAGGUGGACGGCGAGUAUAGGUACCGAUGUGGCACUUGUGAGAAGACCUUCCGCAUCGAGAGCGCCCUGGAAUUCCACAACUGCAGGACAGAUGACAAGACGUUCCAAUGUGAGAUGUGUUUCAGAUUCUUCUCCACCAACAGUAACCUUUCCAAGCACAAGAAGAAGCACGGGGACAAGAAGUUCGCUUGCGAGGUCUGCAACAAAAUGUUCUACCGCAAGGACGUCAUGCUCGACCACCAGAGGAGGCACCUGGAAGGAGUGCGGCGGGUCAAGAGAGAAGACCUGGACACCGGCGGCGAGAACCUGGUCCGCUAUAAGAAGGAGCCCUCAGGAUGCCCCGUGUGUGGCAAGGUGUUCUCCUGCAGAAGCAACAUGAACAAGCACCUCCUGACCCAUGGCGACAAGAAGUACACCUGCGAGAUCUGCGGCCGCAAGUUCUUCCGUGUGGACGUGCUCAGGGAUCACAUCCACGUCCACUUCAAGGACAUCGCGCUGAUGGACGACCACCAGAGGGAGGAGUUUAUCGGCAAGAUCGGCAUCUCCUCGGAAGAGAACGACGACCACUCAGACACGAGUGCCGACUCGGAGCCUCACAAGUACAGCUGCAAACGGUGCCAGCUCACCUUCGGCCGGGGGAAGGAGUACCUGAAGCACAUCAUGGAGGUGCACAAGGAGAAGGGCUACGGCUGUAGCAUCUGCAACCGGCGCUUCGCCCUGAAGGCCACCUACCACGCGCACAUGGUCAUCCACCGCGAGAACCUGCCGGACCCCAACGUGCAGAAGUACAUCCACCCGUGCGAGAUCUGCGGCCGCAUCUUCAACAGCAUCGGGAACUUGGAGCGACACAAACUCAUCCACACAGGUGUGAAGAGCCACGCCUGCGAGCAGUGUGGGAAGUCCUUCGCCCGGAAGGAUAUGCUGAAGGAGCACAUGCGCGUGCACGACAACAUCCGGGAGUACCUGUGUGCCGAGUGCGGGAAAGGCAUGAAGACCAAGCACGCGCUGCGUCACCACAUGAAGCUACACAAGGGCAUCAAGGAGUACGAGUGCAAGGAGUGCCACCGCAAGUUCGCGCAGAAGGUCAACAUGCUCAAGCACUUCAAGCGGCACACGGGGAUUAAAGAUUUCAUGUGUGAGCUGUGCGGGAAGACCUUCAGCGAGAGGAACACGAUGGAGACCCACAAGCUCAUCCACACAGUGGGCAAGCAGUGGACGUGCUCCGUGUGCGACAAGAAGUACGUCACCGAGUACAUGCUGCAGAAGCACGUGCAGCUCACCCACGACAAGGUGGAGGCGCAGAGCUGUCAGCUGUGCGGGACCAAGGUGUCCACCAGGGCCUCCAUGAGCAGACAUAUCCGACGCAAGCACCCGGAGGUCCUGGCCGUGCGGAUUGAUGACCUGGACCACCUCCCAGAGACCACCACCAUCGAUGCCUCCUCCAUUGGCAUCGUCCAGCCUGAACUGAGUCUGAAGCAGGAAGAUCUGGCCGAGGGGAAGCACGUGAAAGCCGCCAGGAGGGCCCACAAGAGGAAGCAGAAGCCGGAGGUGGAGGCGGCGGGAGCCCCGGGGCCGGAGGAGGCCGCCUUCAGCGAGUACUCGGAGAAGGAGCCCGUGCUGUCGGGUGUGGGGGACGAAACCGACUCUGCGGUGCAGAGCAUCCAGCAGGUGGUAGUGACCCUGGGUGACCCAAAUGUGACCACUCCGUCGAGCUCAGUGGGCCUGACCAACAUCACCGUGACCCCUAUCACCACCGCCGCUGGGACUCAGUUUACCAGUCUCCAGCCCGUGGCCGUUGGGCACCUAACCACCCCAGAGCGCCAGCUGCAGCUGGACAACUCCAUCCUGACCGUGACCUUUGACACCGUCAGUGGCUCCAUGUUGCACAACCGCCAGAACGACAUCCAGAUCCACCCCCAGCCCGAAGCCUCGAACCCGCAGUCCGUGGCCCACUUCAUCAAUCUGACCACGCUGGUCAACUCCAUCACACCCCUGGGGAACCAGCUCGGCGACCAGCACCCGCUCACGUGGCGUGCGGUGCCGCAGACGGACGUCCUGCCGCCCCCCCCACCGCAGGCGCCCCCCCCGCCGCAGCGCCCCCCCCCGCCACAGGCGCCGGCCGAGCCCCAGCAGCAGAUGUACAGCUACUGAGUCGCGCGACCCGGGACUCAGACAGAGACCGACACACGGGUGUUCUUUUUUAUUUUUGAGAUUCGUUCGCUGGGUACCAAACCGAGGGAAAAAAAACCUCAUGGCAAUGUGAGGUUGACUUAGCUUUGCAGAACUCUCUCCAGAUCCCCCGCCUGGCAUCACAGUCUGUCGGCGCACCUCGAGUGACCCCCGGCAGGUGGCCGCCCGUGCCAGCCGCACGGCCCGUGCCCAGCAAGGUGGCACGUCACUGGCCCGGCCCUGCUCGCGGCGGCCGCCCCCAGCAGAACUCAGUCUGGGGGACACGGGCUCUGGGAAAGUGGGGCAAGCGGGAACAGAGAGGCGAGCGAUAUGUCAGGAGGAACACAGUGGCUCGCCUGCCUCCUUCAGGGCGUAGUUGCCGCAGCGGGGGACGCAGUGAGGAUCCCCACAGGGCAGCGCACCGCGAGGAAACUCCCGAUUUCUCGCUUCUGGGUGUUUUUGGCGAAUGAGCAGUUAGACGUUAAAGUGACGUUUAUUUUCUUUGAAAUUUGAGUUGAGUCAAAUUUGUUAUACAACUUUGGGCCGAAGAUGUGUGAGAAGGCACCCUGUGGCUGCGGACGACCCUCUGGGCGCAGUCGGUCCGGGCGAGGGGUCUCUGGGGUCGCUGACUCGGGCCUCAGAGGCGUCUUUGUAACAUAACGUGGAUCGAUGUUUUUUGUUUUGUUUUGUUUUGUUUUUUACUUUAUUUCAAGCCUAUGUUAUGUAUUCAAGACUGUCGUGGCCACGUUGUUUUUGAUUUUUAACAUGCUGAAGUCGUUUGCACUGUAGGAAUGUUGGUCCGCGUGCAGCUCUGCAUGGCUUCUUGAGCGCAAGGGACACAGCACCAUGUGUGACAAGUCCCUUCUGGCGGCUCCUGCAGAGCUGCCUGGGGAUCCUCUGCCAGCCAAAUAUAUUUAUUACGGCUGAGACUCAGCCAAACCCACCGAAGAACAGGGAAGAAAUUCAUGUUUUCUUUCUGUCUCAACUGAAUUCCAAAGGUUGACGUGUUUUAAGACCAGUGUUCUAGAAAAAUGUUGAACGAGCUUGGCUCUUCACAGCAGGAAAAUAGAGGUUUUUCUGAAGUACAGAGGUACUGCCAUUUCCUGCCAGGCAGCAAUGAAAGCAGAAAAGUUUAGUUCACGUGGAGAAGCGUGAACAGCCUUCGUGGACGAACGUGCCGAGUAACAGCCACGUCUCCGUCCCUGGGACAUGCGCUUUCACGCACGUGAGCACCUGUCAGAGGUGCUGGGCCAGGCUCACGCUCUCCUGCUGCUCAGCCAGGGACACAGGGGCUCAGUGUUUACCCUCCUGAUACCUUGUAACGCUGUCCACAAUGACAUCAUAACAUUUGCCUUAUUCUGGCCUCCUCACUCUUUAUCGUGCAUCCUAUAUUCCUUGGGAGAUCCACGUGGAGGAAAGAACGACAAGGAGUCAAGAAGUGGAUACAUAGGCCGGAGGAAUCUUGUGUUUCCGGUGAGGCUAAGGAUGAUUCGUUCUGCAAAAUGCAAGUUUCCUAGCACUUCACUUUAUUCCGAUUAGCAAGAUUCUGAGGCUAGGGCUAGAAUUUGUUUCGUGCAAUGCAUGCCUUCAGAACUGCGGAGAUGCUCACACACGCAGUACGUAAGAGGGCCUCCAGACACAGCUCAGUCACACUUCUGUCUCCUACCUGGCGGUCGAAUUCAUAGUGGGAGAUUAUUUGACUUUUUAAUUUAUGAUAAUUAUUUUUAUGUUAUUUAUGUAUAUAAUUAACUGCUUUAUACACAAUAGUUUCAUCAAAUGAACUUGGGCUAGGAGUGAUAUAUUUUCUAAAAUAUUGUCUUCAUUCUCCAAAUAUAAAUGGUCUGGGUACCCACGGGAUCAUCAAGAGCACCAAGGUUCCUAAUGUAUUUUUUUAAAAAAAUCACUGACAGUUUUUUUUUUUUUUUUUUUUUUUUUUUGCUCUUGCAGCAUAGAAAGGGUGAAUGACCAACUAAAAAUACAAACACAGUUAACCCUCUGUUAGCCUUUACCUCUUACUCCUCGUCCCGGUGUAAUAAAGGCCUUUUAAAUCACAAUUUUAUUUUUUUAAAGACAUUGUUUUCGUGCCUGGAGUAAGGAUGCAUCAAAUGUUUUUAAAGCACCUCGUGUAGGCUGUGUGGCCCUGGUGUCCUCCCACUGUUCCUUCACACACACCAGUGGAACGAUCCUUCGCGUAACCACCAGUUAGAACUCUGAAUAAAAAUCGGAUUCGCUCCUGAGUUUUCUGUAGACACACUUGGUCUUAAUAGGGUCACUGUGGGAGGCAAAAUAGGUCCCUGUCGUCUUUAAAACCAUUGCUAUGAAUUUGCAUACAAGGGACUGGGGAGCAAAAAAAAAAAAAAAAAAAGUGCCACUCAGCCAAGAGAGUCCCCGACUGUAGAUUGUUCUGCACAUACAUCCCUGUUUACUGAUGGGAAGUGUUUAAAUUUUCGACCGAUCCCAGGUGGACAGCUAUGUGCAUAGGAGUGGCCACCAAGCUCUGUGAGUCCGUGUUGGUUAUUCUAAGAAAUCUUGGGAACUUACUCGUGACCUGUGGAUUUGUAAAGCUGUGUAGUUCCGUGUCACUUUCACGGUGUGAAUCUCGCGGAGCUGGAUCCAAGGCCACGGUGGCGAGGAGGGGACUGGGUCUCUGGAGCGGCGCUCGCGGGGGACGCAUGGCCUGUGUCGGGCGCCACCUCACUGUGCCCAACGGGAGCCUACCUUGGAGAAUCCGGGUGUGGGGGGCAGAGUCACGGACCUUACGCGUUCUUUCCGGCCACGGCGUCCGAAGGCGUAGAGCUCGUGGCUUCUCAGCCCAAGACGGCAUCGUCGGUGACGUCCCGUGGGAUUUUGAAAGGCAUUGAGACUGUUUUGAGAAGUUGAGUGUGUUUUGUGUCCCAUCAGUUUGUAUAAUGACAAAUAAAAGGUGCAGUGA
This is a messenger RNA of Mirounga angustirostris (Northern elephant seal), 6581 nucleotides long. RefSeq names its product PR/SET domain 15 (gene PRDM15). Lineage: Eukaryota; Metazoa; Chordata; Mammalia; Carnivora; Phocidae. The record is from RefSeq and is a predicted model, not a curated record. Gene Ontology annotation, molecular function: DNA-binding transcription factor activity, RNA polymerase II-specific; protein binding; RNA polymerase II cis-regulatory region sequence-specific DNA binding. Gene Ontology annotation, biological process: regulation of DNA-templated transcription.